AUGAAAGCAUUAACCAUCUUCAUCAAUCCAAGUGAGAGACUCCAAAUAGAGUACCGAAAUCGAGUAUUAGACGUGAAUCCUCCCACCGUAUAUCUCUAUCUAAUUUUACCGAAAUCGGCGGAAUACUUCACCUGGGUGAGCAACUCAGAGUACAUUGCUGAUGUGAAGUAUUUAACAUCCUUUUGGGGUUUUGUCUGGGCAGUAGUGGGCACCGCACGCGCCGACCCAACUACAGGGUUGUCCACCAUGAAGGCAAGUUUGGAUCUUGCAUUUGUGAAGACAACACACAUCUCCUCCGCAAAGUCAUGGCGUAGCGGGGUUGGCGUGGUCAUUGUUGACUUCUUCGGUAGGGUUGGGCAGAGCGACCGCAAAGUUAGCGGCGGCCAAAGUGACGAGAAGAGAGAUCUGCAUGGUUGGCAAUCCAAUUGGACGAAGGAAUGUAAAACAGCGGUAAGUUAUGCAAGAUCGAAUUUCCACCGAGACCAUAGGAUAUCCCAUUGCCGGCGCAAACAUUAUGUCACCACCAAUACUAGGUCCCUUCACUUGAAAGGGGGCCCCCCUAACCGUGAUCGACGCAUUCUUGGAGUUUCCUCUUCACACAAAACCUUCACCAUAUGGGCUCGAGCUAACCAAAUAGGAUUGAAUAUUACGCUACUGUGCUCAAAUUCAAUGGUGGUGAUAGUGGUUCGUUUGAUAUUAAGGACACUCUACACGGAAGUCCUCAAAUAUCUUCUUAAUAAGGGGCCACCACUAACUGGGUUUCGAUCUAAGCGGGGAAGAAAUGCAAGCGUCAAGAGGGAACUCCUAGAGAGGCUCAAGUGCCUGACUCCGUCUUUCGAGCACUUCAACUCGUAUACUGAGGUGGUACCCCUUGUACUAGGAAGAGGCGAAGAUUUUAGCAUUCCUCUCCAAGCUUGCUCUCUUCAUAAGGAGCCAGUUUCACUGUUUGAACACAUGGCAGGGGUUAUUAUUGGCAUAUAUUUGUAUCCUGUUGACGCUGGUCUUAAUCCAAGCAACGGUGAGGUUCUUGGGGUGAGAGUACGUGAGAUUGUGAGUCCUGCCCUAGAAUAA
Molecule: messenger RNA, 1071 nt
Organism: Lindgomyces ingoldianus
Lineage: Eukaryota; Fungi; Ascomycota; Dothideomycetes; Pleosporales; Lindgomycetaceae
Exons: 10
Coding region: 1-1071 (356 amino acids)
Source: RefSeq, a predicted model, not a curated record